This is a messenger RNA of Chondrus crispus (carragheen), 1549 nucleotides long. RefSeq lists its product as hypothetical. Gene Ontology annotation, biological process: COPI coating of Golgi vesicle. NCBI's taxonomy places the organism in Eukaryota, Rhodophyta, Florideophyceae, Gigartinales, Gigartinaceae. The record is from RefSeq and is a predicted model, not a curated record. The transcript is spliced from 2 exons. Bases 1 to 1110 code for a protein of 369 amino acids. Gene Ontology annotation, molecular function: GTPase activator activity.
AUGGCCCCAUCCGCCGCUAAUGAGGUUGCGCAAGACUCGUCGACCGUCCUGAAGCGUCUCUGCACGCGGCUCGAAAACAAGACCUGCUUCGAUUGCAACGCCAAAAACCCGACCUGGGCCUCGUCCCGCUUCGGUGUUUUCAUCUGCCUCGACUGCUCCGGUUUCCACCGCAAUCUAGGCACUCACAUCACUUUCGUCCGCUCCGCCUUCAUGGACACCUGGUCGAAGACCGAUCUCGCACGCAUGGUCAACGGCGGCAACGGAAAGGCUCGUUCCUACUGGAAGGAGCACGGCUGGCACGACUUCAACGGCUUCCACGCUGAUAAGUACACGGGGCGCAUCGCCGCAAGCUACAAGCAAAAGCUUGAACGCCAAGUCGCUGACGCAGCCUCCGACUGGUCCUCUUCCCCGAAAACGCCGCCCUCGAACACCCUCUCAUCCGCGUUUGCGGGCGCGGCCAUUAACGACGCCCCUUCCGUCCGUCUUUCCCCGAAAGCCGUCCGACGAUCGGAGGCUGCCGCACAUCCCACCACACCCCCAAAGCCCCGCCAACCGGCCUCGAUUACUAUUGCCGCUCCCGUCGCCGCCGAUGGCGCUUCGAUUACCGGAGCGAGACGUCCGACGCGUCGUGCUGCAGGACUUGGCGCUCGUCGGAAGGCCUCCGCUACGCGAAAAACGGCCUCGACGGCGAUUGACUGGUCAAAGGUCGGCUCGUCGGACGUCCCUGCGGGCCCGGUGUUGCCGAAAGUUGCAGCGCAGAAGCCUGCUAGACACGUGAACGGGGUCAAUCAAAAGACAGCGGCGGCGCCCACGAAGGAGGAGAUUGCGGAGAGGUUCAAGGGGGCCAAGGCGAUUUCGUCGGACGAUUUCAAACCGCAAAACGGGGAUGCGACGCAAAACAUGAUGAACAGGUAUGGAAAUGCAACUUCGAUUGGGUCUUCGGACUUCUACGUGCAAUCGCGAUCCAGUAGUGCAAGGGCAACGAAUGAGCAGGAUGCCCUCGCCGGAAUGGCAGACGACAUUUUUAGAGCAGCGAGCGAGGGAGUUGCUCAGGCUGCGGAUGAAGUCACUAAUGCAUUUACUGACUUUUUGAAUAAGGGUUAUGCUUGAUGGACAUCCUUUUCUUUCAAAUCCUUAAUCGCAUGAGCAUAGCGCUUGGCGACUGUAACACCCUUAGCUGGGACGUGUGUGGCAGCUGCGGACCAGUUGCGUGUACCAUCGGUGCGUUAGAAGCACGGCGGGACAAAGGCACUAGAACCUUAGUCCGAUGUGAUCUGUGACUGGUCGUGAAUCGGAGCUGUUUUUGUUUGAGUGCAGGUCAAAAGUCUUCUUGUCCAUGUACUCACUAGGUCGGGUGCUGUAGUUUGUUCAAAACCACGUGCGACUCUCGCCGCUAUGGCACUCCUUCAGUUGGUGUGGACCAUCUAUGUCAUAAUAUUUUGAUACGGAAAAUUUGGAGGCUGCCCUGGCAGACGUCUGCAAAAGACGAGCAAAACUCCGUGAUAGCUUUUGACAUUCGCUGUAAACCUUUUGCGAAUUGCCAAUUGAA